AUGGGUGCAACUACCAAAAUUUUCUGUCCUAUUUGUGAUAAAUGUUUGGACACAAAAUUAUGGUGCCAAGAAUGCGAGGCGCAGCGAUUCAGAGAAAACUUUGAUAACUGGACAAGCAACUUCAAAGAAAUCGACGACUUUAUAAAGUUCACUCAACUCAAUGCAAAAGAUUGUACUGAUUAUUUAGAGUGGAUUUCAUUUAAUUCUUUUAUUGGAGUCAGCAAAUAUGAUGUAUCAGAAGUAGGAACAGUCUAUACUGCUAAUUGGAAGAAAGGUCCAAAAGAUGCUUGGGACGAAGUUGAACGAAGAUAUGCGGCAAGGAGAGAACUCGUAAAGGUCGCUUUAAUUUCUCUGGGAAAAGCACCCGCAGCAUUCUUAAAAGAGUUAAAAUUACAUUAUAACUUUCGACUUCGGAAUGGUCUUGUAAUAAGAUUAUUUGGUGUAACUCGAGAAUCCGUGACUGGUAACCUGAUGAUGGUCGCUGAAACCUGUGAAUGGGAUCUAAGGCAUUACGUGUCUCACCAUUAUGCCAGAUUGACCUGGUCUAAGAAAUUGGCGAUUCUUCAUACUAUCGCUUGCGCUCUCGAAUCUGUACAUAAUGGUGAACAGGUACAUCGUGAUUACACGAUAAACGGACAGAUAUUUAAAUCUCACUUGGAAAUCCCUGUUAAUGAACUGGGACUCGGAGACAGCAAGGAUCCAAUCCCGAUAAUAGGCUACUACAAAAAUGAUCUUUUGCCUUACAUGGCUCCUGAAAUCCUGAGAGGUGAACAGCCAUCCUUAAAAAGUGAUAUUUACAGUUUUGGCAUUUUAAUGUGGGAAUUGUCAACAAACAAACCUCCAUUUUACGACCGUCCUUCAAACACCAAGUUAAUUGAUUCCAUUCGUCGCCACGGGCUACGUCCCACCAUUGGUGUAGACACACCAGAUUGUUACAUCGAGUUGAUGAAGCGUUGUUGGUCAUCAAAUCCCAACGAACGUCCUUCGGCGUCAGAAUUGACAGAAAAAUUCGGACAAUGGCAUUUGUAUAAACAAAAUAUUGAUCAAUUCAGUACUGCUGAGAGAAUUCGAGUUAGGCAUUUGAAAGAAAAAGGAAUAGAUACGAAUCCUGGAAAAAUGGUUGCUCCCCCGAAAGUUCACCCGCAAGCAAUAUAUACUAGCCGAAAGCUAAAGUUUCCCGUAUUACCUUUAACUGGUGCAAGAUCACAACGAAUUCGACAAUCCCUCAAUGAUAAAAGUGCAAUCGAUUUUUCAACUUUAUUGGUAAAAGAUGAAAGUUACUUUGUCAAAAAUGGACUUUUAAACCAAAGACAAUUAGAAGAGGAAGAUGACGACCUCAUUAAACAAUAUGAGAUGUCAAUUCCAUUUGACCCAUUACCUAGCGAUAUAAUGGCUUCAUAG
Acaulospora morrowiae is the source of this 1401-nucleotide messenger RNA. The record is from the annotation of a GenBank genome assembly. NCBI's taxonomy places the organism in Eukaryota, Fungi, Glomeromycota, Glomeromycetes, Diversisporales, Acaulosporaceae.